GUUGUCCAGCCUCGAGCAAAGGUUUUAGAGGAUCAAAGUAUGACACUCAAUCGUCUUCCUCACUGACAGGAUAGAUUAGUGACUUUCACAUCACACUAAUUACAAUUUCAAAUUUUGACUCAAAGUUUGUUGGAUUCGCAGUGGUGGUCUGGGUUACAGGACACUAAUCUGUGUACAAAGGCGAACUGGCCUAUUUUUACAUCCACUGUCUAUGUAAAUAUCAUAUUACGGGUCAAACGGGAAGACCAAACUCUCGACUAAAACUCGGUGAGGUCUCUGACGCACGGGAAGAGCCAAUAGUCUGAGUGAUGUUGCGAUGAGCGCAUCGAUCUAGUCUGUUUACUCGUCGAUAGAUGGAUUCUACACGGCUUGUUAAUGUUCUUGUAUUGGGGAUCUUAACUUUGAAAUUUUACACUGUCCCAGCCUGUGAUUAUGCGAAACUAACUGGUCCAGAUGGUCACCUCGCUAGCCCAAGAUUUCCCAAAUACAACCCUAAGGCCACUCAUUGCCAUUGGUUAAUAAGCGUUGAGACGGGACAUGUUAUAACCUUACAGUUUGAAGCGUUUGAUGUUGGUCAAAGCACCGAAUGUUCUAAAUUCGAGUUCCGUAAGACCUACCUGGAGGUGCGGGACGGUGGAAAUUCGUCCCUCGGGACAUUUUGCGGGUCAGUGAAACCGAGUGAUGUGCGCAGUACUGGAAAUGAAAUGUGGAUUGAGUAUGUUACAAAUGGCUACAAGUCUACCAUAUUUGCAGCGCGUUAUCAUACCACUAAAGAGUCUUCAGUUGUCAGAAUUGUCUUAUUUGCAAUGGCAGCCAUUGUUGGGACAAUAAUUUGUGUUGUUCUCAUCGUAAUAUUAAUCAGAAGAAAACACAGGAAUUUAGACGAUGARAUGAACAGUCACGUGUCUCCAUCACAUGAUUCAAAUCAUGGCAGCAAUCGAACAUGCGCACUGGCCCACAUCCCUUCUAUGAUUUUAUUGGGUAACGUAAACAAAGGAAUGGACGAUUACGUCAUAUCAUCAACGCAGUUUAAAUAUGCUUCCGAAUGUAGCUGCAGCCAUGGUAACAAAAACCAUAGCCAUGGCAACAACAUCAAUGGAAUCUAUACUAACCGAAAUCGGCAAGAAUUACGUUGCCAUGACUAUAGUAACUAUGACAACAGGAAUAAUCACAAAGAUGAUAUGGCCAUUAUAGACGUUGAAAGUAAACAUACGCCAAGGCAAGAAAGACUUAGUCCCCAAUCAGUUUCAACUAGUGACAGAAAAACCAGUGAAUCCGAGUCGAUUUUAACUACAGCAAGAGUGAUUUUUGUGCAAGAUUCUUCAUCGUCAAGAAGUGGUUCAUCUAGUAGCAACGAGUGAUAAAAUCAAGGCGAAUCUAUACCCUUGUCCCCAGGCUACAAUGUGCAAUCUCUUCUCUUACCGUAUGACAUUAUGAAAGAGAAAGCAAGUAGCCUGGGACGAGGCUAAGUGAGAUAUGAAUUUUGAGUGACAGACAUGCAAUUCAACAUAGGGCAUUGUAGCUAUUAUACAUCGCGUACAAAGUACAUUAUUAUAUAAUGAUAGAGUAUAUUCUAUAAUUUCACGAAUAAAAGGUUUUUAGCGUUUCCGGGCGGACUUUGAA
This is a messenger RNA of Exaiptasia diaphana, 1623 nucleotides long. RefSeq lists its product as uncharacterized. The transcript has 4 exons. Bases 354 to 1361 code for a protein of 335 amino acids. The record is from RefSeq and is a predicted model, not a curated record. NCBI's taxonomy places the organism in Eukaryota, Metazoa, Cnidaria, Anthozoa, Actiniaria, Aiptasiidae.